CCAUCAAGGGUGUCUCCUUGCUGGUGGAGAGAAGAGGGCGGGAGGUAGUUCAGAGACAAGUUGAUUUGGUGUUGCAUUUACCGUGGACUUUACAACCUUACAUCAGCUGGGUUACACAAGUAGCCGCGGCUGUUGGGAUUCAUUGCAAGAACUUUCACGUUGUAACCUUUGAGCAGUUUCUCCGUUAUCAUGGGAACAGCAACAUCCAAGGAUGAAUCCUCCCCUACCAAGAGCGUGGAGUCUUCGGUCCCCUUCGGGUUGAUGGACGUCUUCCUGGUGUCCGUCAUCAUUGGCCUCUUGACGUACUGGUUCUUCUUCCGCAAGAAGAAAGAGGAAGUCCCGGACUUUCAAAAAAUCCAGACACCAGCGCCCACUCAGUCGACAAAUGAAGGGAGUUUCAUCGAAAAGAUGAAGAAGACGGGAAGAAACAUCGUGGUGUUCUAUGGAUCCCAGACUGGGACAGGGGAAGAGUUCUCCAACCGCCUUGCCAAAGACGCUCAUCGCUACGGCAUGCGGGGCAUGUCUGCCGACCCAGAAGAGUACGACCUGUCUGACCUGAGUCGUCUCUCUGAGAUUGAUAAGUCCCUGGCGGUCUUCUGCAUGGCCACCUACGGAGAAGGGGACCCCACGGACAACGCCCAGGACUUCUAUGACUGGCUCCAGGAAACAGACACCAGACUCUCCGGCCUCAAAUAUGCGGUGUUUGGGCUGGGAAACAAGACGUACGAGCAUUUCAACGCCAUGGGGAAGUACGUGGACAAGCGUCUGGAGGAACUGGGAGCCCAGCGGAUCUUCGAACUCGGCCUGGGAGACGAUGACGGAAACCUGGAAGAAGAUUUCAUCACGUGGCGUGAGCAGUUCUGGCCGGCCGUGUGCGAACACUUUGGCGUGGAAGCCACUGGAGAUGAAACCAGCAUACGCCAGUACGAACUGGUUGUCCACAAGGACAUCAACGCAAGCAAGGUUUACACCGGUGAAAUGGGCCGUCUCAAGAGCUACGAGAACCAGAAACCACCGUUUGAUGCCAAAAACCCGUUCUUGGCUCCGGUGGCAGUGAAUCGGAAGCUGAACCAGGGUGGAGAGCGGUACCUGAUGCACCUCGAACUGGACAUCACCGGGUCCAAAAUCAGGUACGAAUCCGGAGACCACGUUGCCGUGUACCCAGCUAACGACACUUCGUUGGUGAACCAGCUUGGAGAAAUCCUUGGCGCUAAUUUGGACACAGUCAUUUCCCUAAAUAACCUAGAUGAGGAGUCCAACAAGAAGCACCCGUUCCCUUGCCCGACCUCGUACCGCACGGCCCUGACGUAUUACUUGGACAUCACCAAUCCGCCGCGCACCAACGUCCUCUACGAACUGGCGCAGUAUGCCACGGACCCCAGCGAGCAGGAGAAGUUGCGUAAGAUGGCUUCCUCUCACGCCGAAGGCAAGUCGCUGUACCUCAGCUGGGUUGUCGAGUCCCGAAGGAAUAUCUUGGCCAUCCUGCAGGACACCCCGUCUUUGCGGCCCCCGAUUGACCAUCUCUGUGAACUGUUGCCCCGUCUGCAGGCUCGAUAUUAUUCCAUUGCGUCUACGUCCAAGGUGCAACCCAACUCCGUCCACAUCUGCGCCGUCGUGGUGGAGUAUGAGACCAAAACGGGCCGCGUCAACAAGGGCGUGGCGACCAACUGGAUGAAGAACAAGCAGCCGAACGAGAACGGGAACAAGUCCCCAGUGCCCAUGUACGUUCGCAAGUCCCAGUUCCGGCUGCCCUUCAAAUCCAACACGCCCAUCCUCAUGGUCGGACCCGGCACAGGCAUCGCCCCCUUCAUGGGCUUCAUCCAGGAGCGGGGCUGGCUCAAGCAGCAAGGCAAGGAGGUGGGCGACACGGUGCUGUACUAUGGCUGCCGUCAUGAGAAGGAAGACUACCUUUACAGGGACGAGCUGGCCAAGUUCCUCAAGGAAGGGGCCCUGACGCAGCUCAACGUGGCUUUCUCCCGGGACCAGCCUGAGAAGAUCUACGUUCAGCACCUGCUGAAGAAAAACAAGGAAAAUGUUUGGAAGCUGAUUCACGAAGGAAACGGCCACAUCUACGUGUGCGGUGACGCCCGCAACAUGGCCCGGGACGUACAGAACGCUUUCUACGAGAUCGUGGCCGAAUACGGCAAGAUGAGCCAGCCACAGGCGGUGGACUACGUGAAGAAACUAAUGACCAAGGGGCGAUACUCCUUGGAUGUCUGGAGUUAGGGGGUGGGUCUGCUUUCUGUGUCGAGGAGGGGUGUCCUGGGUGCUGUGGGGGGGGGAGGCUGCGUGCUUGCGGGUGUGCCCACACCUCCGCUUCCCCUAGCCCCUUAGACUGUGCCACAGGGGGAAUCCGACGGGCUAUGGCUUUCGUGGGGAGGUUAGGCUUUUUUGAGCAUUGGAGAACUUCGGCGUGUCCGUCUGUCUCUGUCUUAACUGGCAGCUGCUGCCGAGGGAACCCCGGCUGGAUGCGGGCUUCCUGUACAUCAAACACUUUCGAAAACACACCCACACCCACACCCACCCGCCACCUUUGUUCCGGCUUCCCGGUGUCUCUGCUGUAGCGGGAGCUGUGAAAGUCAGCCUGAAAGACCCUCUUUCUCUCUCUCUCUCUCUCUCUGCCUGUUAAACAUGCCUGGGGCUUUCCCAGGGGGACUUUUGCCACAGCCACGGCGAUGGCGUUGCUUUGCAUUUUGGGGAAGCGACUGGUGACCUGUGCUGCUGGCAUCCCGGCGGGGGGACGGGGCGGGUGAAGGGAAACAGCUGAUGGAGGGCCGUCCCAGGGAGGCAGAAGGCUUUGUUGAGUGCGGGGUGGGUGGGUGGAUCAGAAGCACCCAGGGAGAUCAAACCCUCGCCCUUCUCCAGGCUCGUGGGCACCUGCAGGUGGGGGGCGGUAGAUUAGGGCGACGCACCUGAACCCGGCCUGGAGGAGACCGUAUCUCUCAGACGCCCCCUCUCCUUUCCUCUUUCCUUCCAUGGGCCUCCACCCUUCUGUUCCUUAGCGGGUGAGAUGGGGGCGCAGCGCCCGGCGUGGGAACACCCGGGGCGGUGCCUGACUGGCAUUUUCCAAUUUCGGCACCCUCCCCAGCACGGCUCUUGGCGGCCUGGCCGUGUGGGAGUCGGCCAAGCGGAGCAUCCGCUGAAUGUACAUAUUUUACGGAACUUGCUCUUGGAAUAAAGGAACCCGAUUCUUUU
Molecule: messenger RNA, 3195 nt
Organism: Elgaria multicarinata webbii
Lineage: Eukaryota; Metazoa; Chordata; Lepidosauria; Squamata; Anguidae
Product: NADPH--cytochrome P450 reductase
Exons: 16
Coding region: 190-2226 (678 amino acids)
Biological process (GO): response to hormone
Cellular component (GO): cytosol
Molecular function (GO): NADPH-hemoprotein reductase activity; FMN binding; flavin adenine dinucleotide binding
Source: RefSeq, a predicted model, not a curated record